This is a messenger RNA of Spea bombifrons (plains spadefoot toad), 2060 nucleotides long. RefSeq names its product N-acetyllactosaminide beta-1,6-N-acetylglucosaminyl-transferase-like. The record is from RefSeq and is a predicted model, not a curated record. NCBI's taxonomy places the organism in Eukaryota, Metazoa, Chordata, Amphibia, Anura, Pelobatidae. Gene Ontology annotation, cellular component: membrane. Gene Ontology annotation, molecular function: acetylglucosaminyltransferase activity. The transcript has 3 exons. The coding region runs from base 291 to 1490 and encodes 399 amino acids. Gene Ontology annotation, biological process: transforming growth factor beta receptor signaling pathway.
UGGUAGCUUGAGCUCUAGCCAAUCAGAGCUCAGUGGGUCUUUCAUAUGCAAAAUGAAAGUGAACGGAAGGUCAUCAAAGCUUCUCUAGAGAAACAGAUGAAGAGAGAGAGAGAGAAAGAGACUCCCGGGCUGCUGUUACACAGAACACCGAGAUGACAUAAAUCUACUGUCAGAACGGCUGCAGGGGGACAAUGCGACACUGAGAGAGCCAGCAACCAGCAGCAGAUGUCUGCUAGAACUAUCACAACACUUGUCUGGAGGUAUAUUAUUCUAGUGGAUCAUUUUUAAUAAUGAGUUCAUGGGUCCGUCUUAUGUUCCCUGUCCCGAUCCUCAGUGUUACGCUUUUACUAUUAUAUUAUAACAGACUUUUGCAAUUUAAAGGUGCUCAUAGAUACAAUGCAACAGAAGAGAAAAUUCUAUUAACAGAAGCUUGUGAUGCAUUCAUUAAAGGAAAGGAGAAAUCUUUCUUAUUAGAGGCUACCUCUGCCAAUACCAAUGAAUGGUCCAGUUGUCAAGAAUAUAUAACACAAAACCACUAUAUCACGUCUCCUCUUUCAGAAGAAGAAGCUGCUUUUCCACUAGCCUAUAUGAUGGUUAUACAUAAAGAAUUUAGCACGUUUGAGAGGCUAUUUAGAGCGAUCUACAUGCCCCAGAAUAUAUAUUGUAUCCAUGUUGAUGAGAAAGCAAGUGCAGAUUUCUUGGACUCUGUUGGACGAUUACUGGACUGUUUCCCCAAUGCUUUCCUCGCAUCCAGAAUGGAGCCUGUGGUUUAUGGUGGUAUAUCCAGGCUCCUGGCUGAUAGAAACUGUAUGAAGGACCUUGUGGAAUCAGAUGUGCCAUGGAAAUAUGUUAUCAACACCUGUGGACAGGAUUUCCCUUUAAAGACUAACAAGGAAAUUAUACAACAUCUAAAAAAAUUUAAAGGAAAAAACAUUACCCCUGGGGUGCUGCCCCCAGAUCAUGCCAUACCAAGGACCAAAUAUGUUCAUCGUGAGGAUAUUGUUCAUUCAUUUGUUCGAAGGACCAAUGUGUUAAAACCUCCUCCACCUCACAACAUGACCAUCUACUUUGGUUCAGCAUAUGUUGCACUCACAAGGGAAUUUACAAAGUUCAUCCUUGAGGAUCAGAGAGCCACCGAUCUGCUAAAAUGGUCCAUGGACACCUACAGUCCAGAUGAGCAUUACUGGGUGACAUUAAAUAGAAUUCCAGAUGUUCCCGGAUCCAUGCCAAAUGGAAUGUGGGAAGGUGACCUUAGAGCCAUUAAGUGGAGAGAUAUGAAUGACCACGGAGGAUGUCAUGGACACUACGUACGUGAUAUCUGCGUCUAUGGACCAGGGGACUUGCAGUGGCUUCUUAAUGCCAAAAGUAUUUUUGCCAACAAGUUUGAACUAAAAUCUUAUCCACCUACACUGGAAUGCCUGGAAAUGCGGAUCCGGGAACGAACCUUAAAUCAAAGUGAAAUCACUGUUCAGUCUGACUGGUACUUGUAAGCAGUGUCCUCUUCUAGGAAAAUCAGCCUGGAAAAGGAAAGCGAGGCUCUCAAGUGAUAAGUGAAAGGAAACUAUUCCUAUUAAUGGCUGCCCUUAAAAGGCAAUAGAUGUAGAAGCAGACAAAGUAACCUUGCUUGGCAGACAUCUGUGAGGUUUUAAUUAUUCGCAUUCCUUUUUUCAACAUGAACCGUGCCAGCUGUUAAACUUCAAAUUCACAUGUAGCGGACAAAAUAAUGGGUUGUGAUAUAACAUCUGCAUUCAAUAAUUAGUGCUUCGAUUAAUGGUCACUAGUCAUCAAUACUCAAAAUUGUAGGUGUUUAACCAAGCAAAGGUCAUGAAAGUGUGCAUCCCAUUACUAACUACAAAAGCAAUCUUUCUUCUGCGUUUGCUAUGUGUGUUCCCUUGCUAAUGCUGUCUUUUCGUAUGAACGAGCUGUGAGAAAAUGCCAUUGGGCACACGUGAUCAACUGUGAGUUGGCAGGGACAGAUCUCGAGAACUACGCUGCAUUUUCUUAAAAUCCCAAGGGCAUCUUAAAAUAGCGUUCGCUUCUAUAAAUAAAAUUAAUGUUAU